This is a messenger RNA of Nilaparvata lugens (brown planthopper), 966 nucleotides long. Its product is annotated as zinc finger protein 436-like. Gene Ontology annotation, molecular function: RNA polymerase II cis-regulatory region sequence-specific DNA binding; DNA-binding transcription factor activity, RNA polymerase II-specific. Gene Ontology annotation, cellular component: nucleus. The transcript has 2 exons. NCBI's taxonomy places the organism in Eukaryota, Metazoa, Arthropoda, Insecta, Hemiptera, Delphacidae. Gene Ontology annotation, biological process: regulation of transcription by RNA polymerase II. The record is from RefSeq and is a predicted model, not a curated record. The coding region runs from base 124 to 951 and encodes 275 amino acids.
GUAAGGUUAUUACCGAAUACUGAUGAAGAUGAAGGCGUCAAAAACAAAAAGUGUAGAUUGAGUUUAUUAAAUAAUGAUUAUUUAUUUAUAAAAUUCAAACUAAACCGGUUAAAAAACUCCAAAAUGACUCCCCUAAAAGCGGAGAAGGGAACCAACACAGACCGGCCGUUCACCGACCGUUGCGAAUUUUGCAACAAGACAUUCUCUAGACGCGAUCAUCUGCUAAACCACGUGAGGCAACAUACGGGCCAAUCACCGCACCGAUGUCAAUUCUGUUCAAAAACGUUCACCAGAAAAGAACACCUUGUCAACCAUGUGCGUCUACACACCGGCGACAGCCCAUUUCAAUGUCGUUUCUGCAACAAAUCGUUCACGCGAGACGAACACUUGACCAAUCAUGUCAAACGUCACACCAACGAAUCGCCUCGCUGCGAGUAUUGUCUGAAAGCGUUCACACGGAAAGAACACCUCAUCAACCAUGUAAGGCAACACACGGGCGAAACGCCUUUCAAAUGCGACUACUGUCCCAAAGCGUUUGCCAGGAAGGAUUACCUGACAAACCACACUCGCAUACAUACGGGUGACGUGUACAAGUGCAUGUUCUGUGUGAAAACUUUUACACGCAAGGAGCACCUGACCAAUCACAUUUGUCAUCACACCGGCGAGGCGCCACACAAGUGUCUCUACUGUCCAAAGAGUUUCACACGCAAAGAGCACCUGAAAAGUCACACCUACAUUCAUACGGGUGGCUCACCGCAUCAGUGUCACAUCUGCAUGAAACACUUCACGCGCAAAGGCCACCUCGUCAGUCAUAUACGAGUUCACACCGGAGAAUCACCGUUUCAAUGCGAGUUCUGUUUGAAGGUUAGUGGGAUCCCUUAUUUAUUUUCAAUCUCAGUUUAUUAUUUUAAUUUAUCAUUCAUAUAUUCAAACUAUCUUAGUAAUUUAUGAAUAAAUAAAUUUGAG